UAUUUAUUAAUUAGCCGCAUAGCUUCUGCGGAACACAAAACACGCGACGUGGGUCCAAGUUCCUGCCGGACUGAAUUAUGUGAGCGCACUUCCGGUCCAGGAAUGCUGGGAGGAAGGACGAUGUAUACUAAGCGCUGAUUACUCAUUGGAAGAAUGGAUGAAGAUGGCCCGCAGGAAGUGGCGUCAGAGCUAGAGGGGAGGCAGUUAGGAGGCUGGGGGCUUCUACAGAUUGCAGGAUGCAUCGGACUUACUGUCUAUUCAGUUUGGGCGUUUGUAUUAAUGCCUGGCUUCAGGAAGGUGCCAUUAAAGUUACAGGUGCCUUAUAUGCCAGCCAGUGCCAAGCAAGUGAACAAUGUAAUGACGCUGCUGAAAGGACGCUCAGGAAAGAUGGUGGAUCUGGGCUCUGGUGAUGGCAGAAUAGUCCUGGCGGCCGCCCAGCGAGGGUUCUGUCCUGCAGUGGGGUACGAACUGCACCCAUGGCUAGUGCGUCUGUCUUACUUCUAUGCCUGGAGGUCCGGCUACCACCGCCGGGUGUCUUAUCUGCGAGAGGAUCUGUGGAAGGUGAAACUACAAGACUGCGGGAACAUAUCUAUAUUCCUGGCCCCAAGUGUGCUGGCGUUGCUGGAGACGAAGAUGCUGGCGGAGCUUCCAGAUGAUGCCCGCGUGGUGGCUGGCCGCUUUCCUCUACCUACAUGGGUACCCAGCGACAUCAUUGGAGAGGGCACAGACAGGGCCUGGGCUUAUGAUCUUAGGGAUAUACGGCAUGCUGUACAGACCAAAAAGGUUGGGACUGAGGUGUGACUACCUUUCAUGCUUGUUAAUACUACCUCCAUGUGUCAGGAGAAAGGUGCUUGAUAGCAUUCCCAAAUGCUGGAAGAAGCUAGACGUUUGGGUGACUUCUGAUUCAGAUUAUCGGUGAAUGUGCUUUUAUCCUUUAUUUAUAUCACUGUGUGAGGAGGUUUCAUCGGUGGAUGACGAGUCCUUCUGAGCUGAGGUUUGGUUCAGCAGACUUACUGAUGUGACAACAUGAUUUUGGAGACAUUUCUGAGCUGUCCUAUCAGAUUCUGUCAUUAUUCUAGUACAGUGGGAGAAUGAACCGAAACAUCUGAUUGGCUGCUGUGCACAGCACCACCUUCCCCACACAGUUCCCUUAGAACAGCUUUCACAAAUGUCUCCUUCAUGGUGCAAAGACUGAUGAUAUGCUGUAAUCCAUAGCAACACAUCAAAUAUCAGCUUUUAGCAGCCUAGUGAUUUGGCCUAAUGGAACUAGUUGUGAUGGGUUAUGGCACAUGUCCUUCUUCUACAAGCAGCGAUGUCACUGGUUUAUAGAUAAUUGCUAGGCUUCGGUUCUCCCACAAAAUGGCUGCCUCAGCUGUAUGUCAGCAGCGGGAGUACUUUCCGUCAUUGGAUAAGCCCAAACACAACACCUAUAAAUACAUAUAUAUUUAUCCAAUGUAAAAUGUCUUCAUUUCCUUUUUAAAUUAAUAAUAUUAAUAAUAAUAUAUAUUCAUGGAUGAUUUUAUCAUUUUAAGUUCUUUUGUAAAGUACCUAUUUCAACAAAAAAAGGAAACUUAUUUUUAUGUCAUUAAUAAAUCUGAA
This is a messenger RNA of Pseudophryne corroboree (corroboree frog), 1599 nucleotides long. It is a transcript of the gene ANTKMT, whose product is annotated as adenine nucleotide translocase lysine methyltransferase. The transcript is spliced from 6 exons. Lineage: Eukaryota; Metazoa; Chordata; Amphibia; Anura; Myobatrachidae. Gene Ontology annotation, molecular function: protein-lysine N-methyltransferase activity. The record is from RefSeq and is a predicted model, not a curated record. Gene Ontology annotation, biological process: regulation of mitochondrial ATP synthesis coupled proton transport; peptidyl-lysine trimethylation; positive regulation of proton-transporting ATP synthase activity, rotational mechanism. Gene Ontology annotation, cellular component: mitochondrion. The coding region runs from base 154 to 801 and encodes 215 amino acids.